UGUGUGUGUGCGUGUAUGUGUCUUCCGGUGUCCUCGCGGUCCGAACGGUUCAAACAGACCCGGGACCCCGAAGCCGCAGCACCAGAACAAGACCCGGACCCGGACCGUUUAGGGUCCGCCAUGGGUCAGGAUUUCCACGUCGUCAGGUGUUCCAUCUGUCAGAGCUUCCAGGUGCAACAGGUGAAGAAGGUGAACAAGUGGAGCUGUAAACUGUGUGGAGAGAAGCAGUCGCUGCUGAAGGAGUUUGGGCGGGGCUCCGGAGCCGACUGCAGACGUCAAGUUCAGAAACUUAACGCCCUGAGAGGAGCCGUGAUGGAGAAGCAGGAGCACAACACCUGGUCGCUAUGGAAGCAGGUGGAGGCAGACAGACAGAAUGUACCUGAGCAACAGGACCAGGUGAAGCAGACAGGAUCGAGUCGCUGGAGCAAAUACUUGAACACACCUGAGGAGGCGGAGCCAGAGAAGGCGGAGGUCGAGGAGAAUGUGUUGAUGGACCGGCAGCAGCUCCAUGGCAACAAUAUGAUUGACAGGAAGAGGAAGAAAAUAAAGGGAGCGACAGACAGCUGGACACCUGAACAGACAAACUGGUCCAGUCUGAAGAUGAAACCGGUUGAGACCAGUCUGGCAAACACCAGUCCUCCCAGUGAGAACCACACCAGUCCCCCCAGUGAGAACCACACCAGUCCUCCCAGUGAGAACCACACCAGUCCUCCCAGUGAGAACCACACCAGUCCCCCCAGUGAGAACCACACCAGUCCUCCCAGUGAGAACCACACCAGUCCUCCCAGUGAGAACCACACCAGUCCUCCCAGAAAGAAGAGCAUUAAUCCUCCCAGCGUGAGUCCUGGUCCAGUCUCCAAGUGGUCUUGUUUCCUCCGGACUGACUGUCAGGAGCAGGGGGAGGAGCCUUCAGUCAGUGGGAGGAGUCAGUCAGUGGGCGGAGCUGCGUCUUGUAAUGACAUCAUCAGCCGGGCCACUUUACUUCCUGCUUCCUCCAUGUUUGACAGUGGUGAAGACUUCAGCCUCAACUUCUGAAGGGUUUUAUGACCAUUGAUCAUAUUAUUAUUAUUAUUAUUAUUAUUAUUAUAUAUGAUGGAACAUAUUGAUCCAUCAACUGUUCAACACGUUGUUCAUCGAUCGCUGUUAUUGUUCAAUCACUUGUUUACUGUGAAUGUUGAUUUUACCAGCAACAUGUUGACCAAUAAAGAUGAAGCAGGAGAAAUGGUAA
Messenger RNA from Cyclopterus lumpus (lumpfish), 1228 nucleotides. It is a transcript of the gene mrnip, whose product is annotated as MRN complex interacting protein. Gene Ontology annotation, biological process: mitotic G2 DNA damage checkpoint signaling. The coding region runs from base 16 to 1035 and encodes 339 amino acids. Gene Ontology annotation, cellular component: nucleus. Lineage: Eukaryota; Metazoa; Chordata; Actinopteri; Perciformes; Cyclopteridae. Gene Ontology annotation, molecular function: chromatin binding. The transcript is spliced from 7 exons. The record is from RefSeq and is a predicted model, not a curated record.